Messenger RNA from Anopheles darlingi, 992 nucleotides. RefSeq names its product ventral anterior homeobox 2-like. Bases 12 to 992 code for a protein of 326 amino acids. The record is from RefSeq and is a predicted model, not a curated record. Gene Ontology annotation, biological process: animal organ development; regulation of transcription by RNA polymerase II. Gene Ontology annotation, molecular function: DNA-binding transcription factor activity, RNA polymerase II-specific; RNA polymerase II cis-regulatory region sequence-specific DNA binding. The transcript has a single exon. Gene Ontology annotation, cellular component: nucleus. NCBI's taxonomy places the organism in Eukaryota, Metazoa, Arthropoda, Insecta, Diptera, Culicidae.
UCCGUCUCUUCAUGUCUACCUUCCUUAUCUCGUUCCAUUCCGCAGGACUACCAGCCACCGAUGAUCGCAAGAAGCGGCCUCGGACCGCAUUUUCAGCCGCCCAAAUCAAAGCGCUCGAGACGGAGUUUGAGCGGGGCAAGUACCUAUCGGUGGCGAAGCGAACGGCUCUGGCCAAGCAACUACACCUCACCGAAACGCAGAUCAAAAUAUGGUUCCAGAAUCGUCGCACCAAGUGGAAGCGCAAGUAUACGGCCGAUGUUGAAUCGCUUGCCUCGCAUUACUACACCCAACUCGGUAUUGGUAGCUUCGCGCGACCGAUGGUGGUGGGUGAUCGGUUGUGGCUCUUUAGUCAAACACCGAACGGACCAACACCCGUCCAAUCGUUACUUUUAAAUGGUCCAAUACCUAACGCAGGACCUCCAGCACUAUCACAGCAUGGUGGUUCUGCUGCUACAGGUCGUCCUUAUGCCGGACUAGUCAACAACAGUUCAGCCAUCCAUCCAUUCAGCACGGCGGCGCGCACAGUGACCGGAACAGCUGCCAACUACCUUCACAAAUUGUCCCCCGGAACGCAGCCCCAACCACGAAUGUCCGCUACAUUAGCUCUUCGGCCACUGCUCGGAAACGGUGGUGAGUUCCUCGAGACAGGAUACUACGGCCCAGGAACGGGGCCUAGAUACAAUCAGCCGCAGCUAAUCGGUACUUCAACAGCCCUGUUGCCUGUGGCAGAUGGUGGUCCCACCUGCAGCGGAAACAGUAGUUCCGGAAUAGCCGAUUUAGAACGUGCUUUCGGAAAUCCAAGCAGCAUGAUCGAGAGUCUGAGCAACACAUCAAACGUUGGUCCAACUACUAGCGCUGCUGAGUUGCUAGCACGUGGCCACGCGGAUUACAUCAACAACAACGAUUGCACAAGCAAAGAUGAUGCCCUUCGAGAAGACGAAUCUUCUAGUGACAUUGACUGCGAGGAGCUUGGUGAGGGUACGUGUGCGUAA